AUGCUCUCCAUACGAGCUCUGCGUUCCAUAUUGUUGCGACCUUUGGCGUUGCGAGCAUUCAUACCCCCCACUCGGCUAGCUGUGCCCACAGUUUUUGCAUCGGUUAGAUGUGUUAGUUUUGCUCGUAACCCCAAUGAGCUUCGAGCACAAAUCGAAAAAAACAUCAUAAAUUCGCUGGAAAAAGUGUCUAAAGACAUUGUAAUUGACGCGGUUCGAGCAUGCAAGAGCUCGUCACAGAUGCAAGAACCCUUGGCGUUAAUCCAGAAGAUUUUGGAAAGCGACAAAGUUGUCUUUGACGAAACUUUGCUCCGUGAACUUUUCCUUUUACGGCUUCCCACCUCGGCAAACAUAGCCUUGAUUCGUCAGUUCUACGUCCGCAAUCCCGGGAGCGAAAUCACUAAGUCUACGGCUUUGAUACCCUUUCGGUACUGUCUUUUUGAGGGCGACUUGAAAGAUGCAUUAGUUGUCACCGACCUCACCACGGGCCAUCCUAAUUAUAUCAAGAAGAGAAGCGCGGAAUUACGAUCUGGGAUCAUCAAGGUGGCUUCAACCGCUAUCGGAAUCACUCUUUUCUCCAAGUUGGGCGUGCAGGCUCUCAUAGACGAAGGCAUACUUGCCGACAGCUGGCGGCAUCUCAGUUCCAUAAACGCCAUGAUAAUUACAUAUCUUCUCAACUCUUCGUUUUUCGUCACCAUCGUUCGGUUCGGACGUCAAAUGGCGUCGGCGGGAGGUGACUACUUGACCUGGCAAAAGGGAACUUUCUACACCCAUUGGUACAAGCAUGCAGACGAAAUGAUGAUGUGCGCUAGAAUUAUGGAAGCUGACAUUGCCAUAAAUGGUGGUGGUCCUUCUGGCGGUGCUGCGUCUCCAGAACUCGUAGAGGAAUUGUGCCGUACAGCCGAACAGGUGGAGACUCACACCUUGCAACCAGGAUACACUCGAGAUGGAAAAAAAAUCAGGCUUCUUGAACCCAGAGACAACCUUGAGGAUCUCAAGAUGCAGGCGUACUGGAUGAGCGGUGGAGAUGGUUUCGAGUGGGUAGAACCCGAUCAAGACCCUGCCACGAUAAUGUGGAAACAGCAUUUGCGCGGAGGUCAAGUGGAAGGUGAUUCUCGACAGAGUUUGAAGUGGGCUGACGAAGUGACGGGGCAUGUAAAUAGCGGGAAGGAAUAG
This is a messenger RNA of Meyerozyma guilliermondii ATCC 6260, 1173 nucleotides long. RefSeq lists its product as uncharacterized. Bases 1 to 1173 code for a protein of 390 amino acids. The record is from RefSeq and is a predicted model, not a curated record. The transcript has a single exon. Lineage: Eukaryota; Fungi; Ascomycota; Pichiomycetes; Serinales; Debaryomycetaceae.